AUGGCAAAGAAUAAUAAAAGUGGAAGUCGAAGUAAACACAUCGACAUCAAGUACUUAGCCGUGAGGGAACGUGUGAAAGAAGAAAAAGUGGUCAUUGAGCACAUUAGCACUGAAUUAAUGAUUGCCGAUCCUUUGACUAAGGGCAUGCCACCUAAGAAUUUUAAGGAUCAUGUAGUACGAAUGGGACUCGGUUCUAGUUCUGAUCAUAGGGUUUUGCGUCUUCUCCCUCGCCUCUGUACGCUUCGGGUUCUGAACUUUCCACCCUUCAAUCAGUUUCCCUCUCUUAGGGCUCACUCGUUUAAUCGUGGCGCUUUAGUCGAUAAUUGCUGGCUGCUGCCUUUUCAUUUGCUGUGA
Striga hermonthica is the source of this 354-nucleotide messenger RNA. The record is from the annotation of a GenBank genome assembly. NCBI's taxonomy places the organism in Eukaryota, Viridiplantae, Streptophyta, Magnoliopsida, Lamiales, Orobanchaceae.